Molecule: messenger RNA, 1586 nt
Organism: Pecten maximus
Lineage: Eukaryota; Metazoa; Mollusca; Bivalvia; Pectinida; Pectinidae
Product: flocculation protein FLO11-like
Exons: 4
Coding region: 187-1464 (425 amino acids)
Source: RefSeq, a predicted model, not a curated record
UUUCUGCUGGGGCACUCAACUGAAACGUAUGUCAUCCAUGUUCUUUCACACUGGUACCAGAGUUAUCCUUGACCCUAAUCCUCCACAUAUCCAGAAGUUUGUCUAAGAGCCAGUAACAUCCAAAGGGUUCCACGUGUGGAUCCAAAACCUAUACUCACAGCUUUUCUCCAAGGCAUACAGAGCAAGAUGUCCAGUAUUUGUGGGAGCCCUCUCCGCCUACAGUCGAAGGCCAAGUACCCAAUUCUAGAGUUAAUUCCACCUCCUAACCUACAGAUGUCCAAACAGACUCCAAAUCUAUCAAACAGAUCAAGUCAGAAAAUAGUUUACCGUAGCAAGGAGGAAAUGGAGAUCAUGCUUAACAAAACAUGCAGUGCUGCCCAAGUCACUUGGUCCCAGACUGUCCAUAACCGUGCCGGGGAUUCACAGAGCCAGGUCCCAGCUCAACAAGAGGACAAUGAUAAAAUAUUUCAAUGUAGAAAUGAGAGGAAUGAUCUUCCAAUGCUCGACAGACCUCAAUCGGGGAAUAAUCUCCAUUGUGAUGUCUUUUCCACAUCAGCUGCAGGACCCACCAUGGCAGUGUGUCACAAUUCCUCUAAGUUUACAAUAGGGUCUUCACAGCCGACUCUUGCACCAGUCAACAGCUCCAGUCAGCCAGCUCCUGCACCUAGCUCGCGCAUAGUUCCCUCUUUCACACCAAAGACUUGCCCCAGCAGUAAAAAAUUAAACUACUUUACAUCAUCUGGAUCAUCAACAACAUGCAGUCAAAAAACUGUGCCAAUGUUUAAACCAAAGAACAUUGGAACUAUUGCCUCAAAUGUUGCACCCUCUCUCUCUACAAGUACUGGCCAAAGACCUUAUAUACAAAACUUCCAGAAACAGCCACCUACCGGAGUCACUUGUCUCUCAAGAGAAAAUAUUGAACAAGUCAGAGUUAAUGGUUCUGCUUUAUCUCAAACAGCCACAUUGCCUUCCAUGACACCAUCAUUUAAACCCAAACCUUCAUCUGUGAGCUGUGGUAAAGAUUACUUUACUGGGAAAUCAUCACAGCACACAACACACCCUCAGAGUCUGAUGUCUUCGUCAAUGUGGAUAUCCUCCAAAAAGACAAGCUCAGGAAUACCAAUGGGAACAUCAUCCACACCACAGAUUUCAGUCUUACCUGUACCCUCGACCCCAAAGCUGCAUCAGGUGACUCCCAAAGGAACUCCUAGUACAGUAUCUAAAAAACGGCUGAAGCAGGAUGAAGAAGAAACUCCCAAGUCAAAGAAACCAAGAGUAAAACCUCAGAUACAAGACAAUUUAGAUGUUGAAUUAUUUGCAAGAGCAAACCAGCUACAAAAGGCUAAUGCUGCCACUCUGAUUGCAUGGUUGAAAGACAAAGGAAUACAACACAAGUCAAAAGACAAGAAGUCUGAUCUGAUUGACAGAGUCAACACUGCAUUAGGACUGGCUGUGGAACCUUGAAACCCUGUUUAUACACUUCAGUGAAUAACUGGAAUCUCUUACCAGUAUUUAUCCAGAAAUAAGUGUAUGUCUUGUAACAAAGCUAGCCCCUAUCCACUGUAAUUAGAAGAAAUUCUAACAAA